CGGUGUGCUUUAAAUAGAAUGCAGCAAGACAAUUCUCCAGACCCAAGUCUAGAUUUUCUGUCUUCUCAGUUCUCUGCUGAGAAAGCUCUGGUAACCAGUCCCUCUAAGAUCCAACUCCCGUAUCCGGAAGUGCAGCCAUGUGACAACUUAGAGCAAUAUGCUUCCGUUGUCCGCGGAACUUCACGGAAACCUCCGUCUCAGUCGGCGGCGUGCUCCCGGGGGCAGCUGCAAGAACAGCCAAGGAAACAGGGCGCGAGAGCCGCAGUCCCUCUCUCCAGCAGACAGCGGCUGGUCAGGACAGUCAAGUCGGUCAUCUCCACCAUGGAAAGUCCGACCUCAGGCCCGCUGUGUCUGGUGCAGAGAUGCCGGGAGGAGAGAGUGAGAGUGAAGGUGGUGGUGAGACAUUGUGCAGGAGUAAGGGGAGAGUGUGAGGGAACCGUUCUUGCCUUCGACCAGCACCUUAACCUAGUUCUUGGAGAUGUCAGUGAAAGAUUCUCUCCUCUGAGGACAGUAGCCAAUGGAGGACUCCAGCCAAGAUCUCAGAGAAGAAGACAGCGCCACAAGACAACACCUGCUCAGGAGCCAGCCCAAGACGGCGGACAAUACAGACAUUUAGACAAACUAUUUGUCAGAGGAGAUAAUGUUGUUCUGUUGUCACCAGUUUGUCCUCUUUCGCAAACAAUUCCACCUGUCCCAUUUGAAAAAUCAUAGCACAUACACAUACACAUACAAAUACUGAAAGUGAAAAAAUAUCAGUUGAGAAUUUUAUUGCUACAAAACAACAGCUGCAUUGACAUUGUGAAUCAGCAGUGAUUACGUGUGUGGGGGGAGAAGGAGAAG
Messenger RNA from Geodia barretti, 840 nucleotides. Lineage: Eukaryota; Metazoa; Porifera; Demospongiae; Tetractinellida; Geodiidae. The record is from the annotation of a GenBank genome assembly.